This is a messenger RNA of Thlaspi arvense, 1890 nucleotides long. The record is from the annotation of a GenBank genome assembly. Lineage: Eukaryota; Viridiplantae; Streptophyta; Magnoliopsida; Brassicales; Brassicaceae.
AUGGACCGUGCUCAAUCCGAUCUCUCGUUGGGAUUCGGUAGCUCCCACGCUUUGCCGCUACAUCCUCCGAGAAUCCCGAUUGCUGAUGACUCGAUCACGCUUCAGAUUGACUCCAGCUUCCGUCCAUCGCCUAAUCCGAUGCCUCCUGUUCCGCUUCAGCUCCUGGAGCAGAGAUUCGAUGACACCGGAUCGCGUAGCCGGGUCUUCGAGGAAGACGACGACGUCGAAGAUGGUGAUGACGAUGAUCAAAGGGAAGAGGAGCAAUUCAUCCUCUUGGGUCAUCCGAUGAAGCUUAAACGGUCUAGAGGUAGCUGUUCAAUGUCAUCGCCAAGCCCUUGUAAGAGACUUGCUGCUGAUUCCGGGAUCGAAAGUAGACGAGCCGCCGUGAGAGCUUGGGGUAACCAGUCGCUUGAAGAAGCUGAUCCCGAGAUUCAUGAGUUCAUGGAAAAGGAAAAGCAGAGACAGUUCAGAGGAAUAGAGCUCAUCGCUUCUGAGAAUUUCGUGUGCCGUGCAGUAAUGGAAGCUCUGGGGAGCCAUUUGACGAACAAGUACUCGGAAGGGAUGCCCGGAGCAAGGUACUACACGGGGAACCAGUAUAUUGAUCAGAUUGAGAUUCUUUGCCAAGAGCGUGCGCUUGCAGCUUUUGGACUCCACCAUGAGAAAUGGGGAGUUAAUGUGCAGCCUUACUCUUGCACUUCGGCGAAUUUCGCUGUUUUCGCCGGUCUUUUGUCGCCCGGUGAACGGAUUAUGGGACUGGAUUCUCCUUCAGGUGGUCAUAUGAGCCACGGGUAUUACACACCAGGUGGGAAGAAAGUCUCUGGUGCGUCCAUAUUCUUCGAGAGCUUCCCGUAUAAGGUCGACCCUCGUACAGGGUAUAUUGAUUACGAGAAGCUUGAGGAGAAGGCGCUUGACUAUCGUCCCAAGAUACUUAUCUGUGGAGGGAGUUCGUAUCCGAGAGACUGGGAAUUCCCUAGGUUUAGGCAUAUUGCAGACAAGUGUGGAGCUGUUCUGAUGUUUGACAUGGCACAAAUCAGCGGUCUUGUGGCUGCCAAGGAAAGUCCAAAUCCAUUCGAUUAUUGCGAUAUUGUUACCUCAACGACACACAAGUCUCUACGUGGACCUAGGGGAGGUAUCAUAUUUUACAGGAGAGGCUUGAAGAAUAAGAAGCAAAGCAUUAAUCUUAAUCACUGUGAGAGCGAUGUCCAAUACGAUUUCGAAGAAAAAAUCAACUUUUCUGUCUUCCCAUCGCUACAAGGAGGGCCUCACAAUAACCAUAUAGCUGCUCUAGCCAUUGCCCUCAAGCAGGCCGCUUCACCGGAGUACAAGGUUUACAUGCGACAGGUCAAGAAAAACGCUAAGGCUUUAGCAUCUGCGUUGAUAAGCAGAAACUGCAAGUUGAUAACAGGUGGCACCGAUAAUCAUUUGCUUCUUUGGGAUCUGACUCCUUUGGGCUUGACAGCUGUGUCACCAAAAGCGAUUCAAAUCUUCGUCCUCGUGAUUUCAGGAAAGGUUUAUGAAAAAGUGUGCGAGAUGUGCCAUAUCACGGUCAACAAAGUUGCCAUUUUCAGCGAAAACGGUGUUAUUUCCCCUGGAGGAGUGAGAAUAGGUAGUCCUGGUAUGACCUCAAGAGGUUGCUUAGAAGCAGAUUUUGAGACAAUGGCUGAGUUUCUGUAUAGAGCUGCUCAGAUAGCAAGUGCUGCACAAAGGGAACACGGGAAGUUGCAGAAGGAGCCGCUCAAAAGCAUCUAUCACUGUAAAGACAUUGCAGAUCUUCGGAACCAAGUCGAGGCUUUUGCUUCUCAGUUUGCAAUGCCUGCGUUUGACAUGUGAGUCAGCUUCAAGAACGCGACAGCACAAUCUCCCUCAUUUUUUUUCGCCAUGGUAAUCUAA